AUGGCGAUGCAGAGAUUAUGCACCAAGCUUCGGUCUUUGUCCGUACACUCAACCCAAACUCUACCAUCUUUUUCUUCGUCUUUCCUCUGUUCUUCUCCUCUUCUUCACCAGCCUCUCCCUUUCGCUUCAAAUAACAACAAAUGGAGCUUAAGGUCACUUUUCAAUGCCCAUUCACCAACCCAACCUUCGCUAGCUAUCGCCACUCUUCGCCAUUCAACAUUCCCUAUCUCGAUGCUUCAAGUGCGGCAUGUUUCUUCAAGAGAGCGUAAGAAGAGGAGAAAGCCAAUGACACCAGUCACUUCCAAGUUAAAGAAAACCAAAAUAAAGGCUUACUCGUCUUACAAGUCCAGGUUUAGGACAAUGAAUGAUGGGAAAAUUCGACGGUGGAGGGAGGGCAAGCGUCACAACGCACAUUUGAAGUCGAAGAUAUCUAAGCGUAGACUCAGACUACCUGCCUUAGUCCAUCCUGCUUAUGCUAAAGUGAUGAAGAAGCUCAAUUUCUGCGGUUAA
Molecule: messenger RNA, 510 nt
Organism: Prunus armeniaca (apricot)
Lineage: Eukaryota; Viridiplantae; Streptophyta; Magnoliopsida; Rosales; Rosaceae
Source: the annotation of a GenBank genome assembly